Molecule: messenger RNA, 2722 nt
Organism: Erigeron canadensis
Lineage: Eukaryota; Viridiplantae; Streptophyta; Magnoliopsida; Asterales; Asteraceae
Exons: 4
Coding region: 70-2658 (862 amino acids)
Biological process (GO): mRNA 5'-splice site recognition; RNA processing
Molecular function (GO): RNA binding
Source: RefSeq, a predicted model, not a curated record
UUCUAUAUCCUCUAUAUUUUCAAAUCAACAAAAUCAAUCAAUCAAUCAAUAACAUAAUACAUCAAAAAAAUGAACAUCGAAAUCAUAGGGCGGCAUGCGCUUCUCUUCGACGACGAUGCAAACGCAGCGUUCGUAAACUCCGACGACGCACUUGUAGAAUGGAAUUCGCUUCUAAUUGACCGUUACGACGUCCGUCACCUCCUUUCCACUCCUCCGCCGUCCCGCCGCCGCCGUAAUCCACAAACGUCUCAUUCUUCCGCUGCCGAUGCUGAAAUUGAUUAUGAACGGUAUCUGGAUCUCCAUUCAUCUUCUGAUGACGAACAAGAAUAUGCGAAAACAGAAGCUGUGGGUGGCUUUAAUGCUGUUCCUUUUUCAUAUGGAAACUAUGAGGAUUCUAAUGAUCAACAGAAGGCUGAGACUGAAUCGGAAAUCUCUGGAUUUCAUCCCCCUUUCCCUGUUCCUCGCAGCUUGGUUCAAAAUUUGCCUCCUACAAAGAAGGUACACCAGAUCAUUGCAAGGACUGCUCUUUUUGUUAGCAAGAAUGGAGGUCAAUCUGAGAUUGUUUUGAGGGUGAAGCAAGGAGAUAACCCGACGUUUGGCUUCUUAAUGCCUGACCAUCACCUACAUCCGUACUUUAGGUUUCUGGUUGAUCACCAAGAUCUUUUGCAGUCGAAAUAUGAGGGGCAGGAUAAUGAUAAAACAUCCAAUACUGAGAAUGCUGCAGGAGCUGGAGCCUUGUCUUUGCUUGGUUCUGUUUAUGGUACUGGUGAGGAUGAGGAUGCGGGAGUCGAGCAUGCAUCAUCCCCUGGAGAAUGUGUAUCUGGUAACACUGUGGAUAUAAAUGCCACCAUGUCUCUUGCAACAGGGAAAACCAAUGCUGCUGGAAAAGAUGAGUCUUCAAAGCAUUCACUUCUUUCAAACAAAGACGCUCCUAUCUUGAAAAGAAGUUCUAUAUCAACUGCAUCAAAGACUGGAAGGACAAGCAGUAUGAAUAAAGGAGAGUCUUUGGGUUCACUUCCUGCUGCUCCAGAUAAGUUGCGGGCUUCUUCGCUUCCGCCUAUUCCGAAGACUGAGCAAAUGCUCCUGGAUCCUCCAUCUGAUAUGAAACCAUUGGUUGACAAGAUUGUAGAGUUCGUCAUCAAGAAUGGCAGGCAGUUUGAGGCAGUACUUAUAGAACAAGACCGUGGCCAUGGGAGAUUUCCAUUCCUACUCUCAUCUAAUAUAUUCCAUCCUUACUAUUUAAAAGUUCUGCAGAAAGCCCAGGAGUCAAAAUUAACGAUUAAGAGUUUCCACAAUGAGAAAGAGGAAUCCAGAGGAAAUAUCUGGAACAAGAAAACGUCCGUCUCAAGGGAGAAAAGGAAUCAUCUGGUGGAAUCUGAUGAUAUACCAGUUGAUCCUGAAAGGAAAGAAAAGUUCAAGAUGGUAAUUAACAAGUCUAAAAAGGAUGGAUCAGAUUUGCCAGCUAAAGCCACACAACCGGAACCUAGAGUUCAGGUAGAUGCUGCUCAAGCAGCAGCUAUUCUUCAAGCUGCUACGAGAGGAGUCAACCAUCCUAGUUUAGGAAUUCUGUUUGGGCAACCCUCGAAUGGAGCUAAAUCCUCUGAAGCACAAAUGACUCAUGAGCAGAAGUUAAAGGCAGAGAGACUAAAACGGGCUAAAAUGUUUGUGGCACAGCUGAAAAGUGGAGCCGCUCCUUUAAAAGCUGAAGCUCCACGUGGCUUUUCGGUCGAACCGCCAGGAACAGCGGUUGACAGUGGCCUUGCAUCCAAAGAUGGAGUGAGGAGCACAAUUCCUUUAAAAGACGCUUCUGAGAGAAAAUUGAAGUCUGAAAAGGAACAUUUGAAUGUGGAAAGACGAUCAAAGAGGAAAUACCGAGCUAGAGGCGAAGCAUCAGAAGUAGCAGAAGUUGAAGAAGAAGAAGAAGAUGAUAAUUCUGAGGUUGAUGAGAGAGAUGGAAAAAAAACACGUAGACGCCAUACAAAGAAGCACCGAUCUCGUAAUCAUUCAGUUGAAGCUGACAGUGAAGAUGAUGAAAGAGAGUAUAAGCAUGUUAAAAGAACACAUCGAUCUCAUCGCUCUUCACAUAAGCAUGAUGACAUGGACAAAAGCAAGGAAGAAAGGGAUCAUAAGUCAUCAAGGAAAAAGAAGCAUCGAUCUCCUAGCUCUUAUGAAGAUGAUGAUGGACACAAAAGUGACCGUGAGUAUUCCAGAAAGAAGCACCGGUCACGUUAUUCUUCAUUUGAUGAGUCCUCUGAUGAAAUUGAUAGUGACCACAAGUAUUCUAGAAAAAAGCGUAAACAUAGAUCUCACAGAUCUUCUCAUCACAGUAAAGAUAGGCACAAGGAUAGCAAACGCCACUCGUCUAGGCAUAGACAGGAACGUGACGUCUUAUCUGAAGAGGAGUCGAGGGACCAUAUCAAGGCUGAUAAGCAUAAAAAGGGAUCAAACUCAGAAAAAGAAGAACUUGAAGAGGGGGAGAUCAGCUCAAAGUUAUCGGGGCAAUCAAGAGAGAGACCUUUUGCUAAAGUUUCUAGUCGCGAACCUUCGGUUGAUAUAUCAAGUCAAGAUAGGAGACCAUCUAGCCAGCCCAUUGAUACAACUGAGGUCCCUGAGGACCUCAGGGCCAAAAUCAGAGCAAUGUUAAUGUCCACAAUGUAAGAUCUAAAUUUCUGUUAUUAGUUUAGCACUUUGGCUGUUAUAGUAUUAAAUGUUGUUAAAUCCA